CGGACGACGGACGCCUUCCUUGUAUCGAGUGAGCACCUCGUACAAGUCACCACCCAUCGUCUCUUCCUUGUCAGCUCGCUGGUCUAGCACCGCUACGCCCACAAUGCCGCCCAAGAAGUCGGCAGCAGAGGCAGGCGAGGCCACCGAUGACGCCCCACUUGAAGACGAGGCAGCACUCCAUCCAGAUGGCAUGUCCUCCUCGCGUACCACACACAGCAGGGAGAAGCUCCGCCUCUGUGAGCAGAUUGUCCUGGAUCACUUUGGACCAGUCGCAGCCAAUGUAGCCUCUGUUCUACUCCAAAGGGGGCGUCUAUCGCUCAAUGAGCUGCAGAGGUUCAUCCUCUCCCCAGAAGCAGGAGCAGGAAGCACUGGACCUACCUCUUCCUCGUCCGCCUCGUCCUCGGCGCCCAGCACGAGCCAGUAUGCUGUACAGCCUCAGAAGACACAAAUCUUACACACCAUUCUCACGCUUGUGCAGCACAACCUCCUUUACCAUAUCCGCCUCGAUGCAGAUGGCAGCAUCAUUCGCAGUCAUGAAGAACCUGGAGGAAUAGAGUACUUUGAGAUCAACCCAGAGGCAAUUCUCAUUCGGAAUCGAUUUGGAAGCUUCAUGGAGACGGCAGAGAAGCUAUGGGGCGAAGAGGGCCUGGCGAUCAUUCGCAUGAUCCUUUUGCAUGGCAAGCUCCAGGUAUCCGACAUCCUCUCUCAGCUUCCUGCAAUCUCGCCCUAUACUCGUCCCCUCUUGACCUACAUGCUCCUCUCGGCCUACCUCAUUCCCUCCUCCUUCCUCACCUCCGUCUCUCCUCACGAGCUGACAAUCGCAUAUACACUCGAGGAAAAGAAGGGCCACAAGGGUGUUCCAGGACCCAAGGACUUGAGGGAUAUAGACGGUAAAGUAAAGUCUCGAAUCAUCGAGGAGAGAGCAGCAAACAGGGGCACUGGCGUGAGGAGCCGGACCAGCGCUGACAGCUCAGAAGCAAGGGCUUCCAGCUCGAAGAGCAAUGGCAAAAAGCGCAGCUCCAAUUCAGCUCCGAAAGUGCAGGUUCGGAACAAGCGGCCAGCGCUAGAUGGCAGUGACAGUGAUAGCGGGGAUGAUCGCAAACGGAAGAGAAGCGAGGACGACGAUGACGAAAAAAGGGCUCGCCGUCAUGGCUCGAAGACGAAUGGUCAUGUCAGCAAAGACCAGGCGAAAGUAGGCUGGAUGGAAGCUCUGACGGAUUUCGAAAAGGAGCGGCUGGACGAGAUCAUCGUGGAUGAGGAUACCUUUGUCAGAGUCAACUACGAUCGGUUCGACGUACACAUCCGAAACGAGCUCCUCGCCGAGCUUGUCCACAAUCACUUCAACAAGGAGGCAGCGCAUGUCUACAUGAAGAUCGUUGAGGCAGCCGAUGCGCGCAAGAUUGAGAAUGAGAUGUGGCCGAGCGUUGCGGACAGCAGAGGCGAACCCGUCUCCCUCCACCUGCUGGCUGCCUCUUUGCCCCAAUCCCUCAAUCUGAAGGGCGGCUUCCAUCGUAGUGCCUUUGAGAACCUCAACAACGGGCGCAAAGUUACCCGCUUCGACUGCAUCUGCGAAUAUGUUGCGCUUCUCUCCCGGACCGAGGAUACGAUUACCAGGAACACUCGCCCCAACCCACGAGAUCUGGCUGCGGUGACGUCUGCCGCAAGGUACAUCUUGCCAGGAAGCAACUCUAACGACCUCAUGACGCCGACUGGCAGUCGACUGUCUGGCAGCGCCAUCGUCGACUAUUCUGCUGCUGCUCGCAAGAUGAAGUGGAAUAUGCUCAAGCAAACGGUGGAACGCGUCUUUGGCGAAAAUGAGGGCAAGGUCAUGGGCGUGCUGCGCAGGGAGGGCAAGCUCGAGGAAAAGCAGAUCCACAAGCUCGCCUUGAUGACUCUCCACGAGACGCGUGAGGCCUGCAACAAGCUCUUCUCUGCCAGCGUAAUCGCACUGCAAGAAGUACCCAAGUCUGCAGACCGCAACCCACAGCGAACAUUUUUCCUCUACUACAUCGACUACCCCCGCGCCCUCUCCUGGCUCUCGGACAGACUGCACCGCACACAAGCUCGUCUGGCACAGAGGAGGGCUAAAGAGAGGGAGAAGGCCAAAGUGCUACUGGCAAAGAUUGAGAGGACGGAUGUGCAGAGCGAGGGAGUUGAAAAGGUGCUCAGUCAGAGCGAGAAGGAGAGGUUGGAGGAUUGUAGGAUGCGUCUCAAGCUGCUGACUGUGCAGCUCGCUCGGGUGGAGAGGGAGAGCUGGGUGCUGGCCAGGAUGGGCGGGUGAGAGGAUGUGGGCGGAACCCUAUGGUACAUGACGAGACACAACGAAGUCUCUGCCACUUUGGUCUGCUCGCGGCGGGGACUAGACAGCUUGUGUGAACGCCUGCCUUCAUACAUUGUAUCACGAACACAUGAAGGACGAACGUGGUCUUCUCGAAUUUGUGAGCGGUGCAAGCCAUACAGGAAGAAGGCAAACAACGAGCGCCUAUGCUCGACCCUUCAAUAGCUGAGAGACUGCCUGCUGACCGUCAGACGAGAUUUGAUUGUGCUGUUGUACGUGCCUCGG
This is a messenger RNA of Microstroma glucosiphilum, 2563 nucleotides long. RefSeq lists its product as hypothetical. Gene Ontology annotation, biological process: DNA-templated transcription. Gene Ontology annotation, molecular function: single-stranded DNA binding. The transcript is spliced from 6 exons. The record is from RefSeq and is a predicted model, not a curated record. NCBI's taxonomy places the organism in Eukaryota, Fungi, Basidiomycota, Exobasidiomycetes, Microstromatales, Microstromataceae. Gene Ontology annotation, cellular component: RNA polymerase III complex. The coding region runs from base 104 to 2281 and encodes 725 amino acids.